CCCGGGAGGCCCCGCGGCACGCCGGGCGCGCGGCGUUUAAAUCGUUGUCGGUUGGGCGGGCCCGGCCUGGCGCUGCCCCACCGCCGCCGCCGCCGCCAUGGACCCCCGGCUGUACCAGUGCGUCUGCCCCGGCCGCGUCCUCAACAUCCAGCGCAGCAACGGCCUGAUCCACAAGGCGACGGUGCGGAUGGUGAACGCGGAGAGGUCCCUGGUGGCCGUGGAGUGGUCGGAGGGCGGCGCCGUCAAGGGCAAGGAGAUUGAUAUUGAUGAUGUGAUAACAAUAAAUCCUGAGUUAACAGAGGAACUACGUGCUGCAGAUGUGAAAGAGAACCUUCCUUUGCAAGAGAAUGUGACUGUACAGAAACAGAAGCGUAGAACAACCCUUUCAAAAAUUCCUGCUCCGCGGGAAGUUGCGUCAAUGGCACCUAAAGUCUCUGCACCUGAGCAGAAGAAUCCAGCUAUGCGUGGCCGCUCCAGGAUGUCUGUCAUCACGGAACCUCAGUGCAGCCUCCAGGAAAAUGAGAUGGGGGUGGAUCCCUGCACUUCUACACAAACAAGAAACAAUUUGUCAGUUCCUGGUGGCCGUACCAAGACUAGCAGGCUGAGCUAUGCUCCAGAACCCACACUGACAAAUGGAAAUUCAGAGGAUCAUCUGCUUUCUGCUAGAACAAACCCUUCAGCGAGCCCAGUUCGGAGAAGAUCUAACAUUGUGAAAGAGAUGGAGAAAAUGAAAAACAAGAGAGAAGAAAAGAGAGCUCAAAUCAGUGAAAUCAGGACAAAACGUGCACAGGAAUUUGACAGCAGUUGUCCAAACUCGGAGUUUGGACGGAUGAUCAAGGAAUUCAGAGCAACUUUAGACUGCCAGCCACUAUCUAUAACUGACCCAAUAGAGGAACACAGGAUUUGUGUCUGUGUCAGGAAGCGCCCUCUAAAUAAACAAGAAGUUCUGAAGAAGGAAGUUGAUGUGAUUACUAUUCCAAGCAAAUGUGUCCUGCUGGUCCAUGAGCCAAAGCAGAAAGUGGAUCUAACAAAAUACCUUGAAACCCAAGCAUUCAGAUUUGACUUCUCAUUUGAUGAAAUGGCUUCUAAUGAAAUGGUGUACAGGUUCACUGCUAGGCCUCUUGUACAGACCAUCUUUGAGGGUGGAAAAGCGACAUGUUUCGCGUAUGGCCAGACAGGCAGUGGCAAGACACAUACUAUGGGUGGAGACUUCUUGGGGAGAGCACAGAAUGCCUCGAAGGGCAUAUAUGCUUUUGCAUCACAAGAUGUCUUCCUUCUUCUAAACCAGCCCAGGUACAGAAGUCAGGACCUGGAAGUCUAUGUGACUUUCUUUGAAAUAUACAAUGGAAAGGUGUUUGAUCUCUUGAAUAAGAAGGCAAAGCUUCGAGUCCUGGAGGAUGGCAAGCAGCAGGUCCAGGUGGUUGGCCUUCAAGAGAGACAAGUCAGCUGUGCUGAAGAUGUCAUUAGAAUGAUUGAGAUGGGCAGUGCAUGCAGGACAUCGGGACAAACUUUUGCAAAUGCUAGCUCUUCACGGUCACAUGCCUGCUUCCAAAUCAUACUGCGCCGAAGAGGGAAGAUGCUUGGCAAAUUUUCCUUGGUGGAUCUGGCAGGAAAUGAGAGGGGUGCAGACACAUCUAGUGCUGACAGGCAGACACGAAUGGAAGGGGCAGAAAUCAAUAAAAGCCUGCUAGCUUUGAAGGAAUGUAUCCGAGCUCUAGGCCAGAACAAAUCUCAUACCCCUUUCCGGGAAAGCAAGCUGACCCAGGUGCUGAGAGACUCUUUCAUAGGAACUAACUCAAGAACCUGUAUGAUAGCAAUGAUUUCUCCAGGCAUGAGUUCAUGCGAGUACACCUUAAACACACUGAGAUACGCUGACAGAGUGAAAGAGCUCAGCCCUCAUAAUGGAGGUGGUGAAACACAGAAUCAUAUGGAGAUUGAGAAUGAGGAAACGGAGAUCAGUGGAGAAAGCUCAACUCUUCAACACAAUCUCUCCAAGGAUGAGGAGGAAGAUAUGUCUCCCCACAUGUUCAAUUUCCGUGAGGCUGUCACUCAGAUUGGUGAACGGGAGGAGAAGGUUGUAGAACAGCUUAGAGAACUGAGACAGAGAAUGACGACUGAACUUGACUACCUCUUGGGAAUCACAGAGCAACCAGACUAUGAUCUUGAGACCUUUGUGAGCAGAGCAAAGUACUUCAUAGAAGAGAGCUCAAGAAAUUUCCUUAGUGUCAGAGAAACAUUGGAUGCCCUGGUGGUCGCCAUGCAGCUGGAGGAGCAAGCCAGCAAGCAGAUGAACAAGCAGAGGCCUCAGUAAAUACAGCAAAACCUGGUUCACAAGCAGUCUUCUGUAUGUCUUGCACGUUUGUCAGUGGUUUGAGUAAUUCCUAUUUCAAAUGCAGUAGGGUGUCUGCAGGUCUGGUGUGCCUGAGGGCAGUGAAUGUGGCAGCCUUUCUUCAUGGCCUGGUAUCAGGGGACUCUGCAGAGACCCUGCUAGAAACCAUGCCUGCAAGGCUUGGGGAGGGGGGCCUGAGAGUGUGCUAGGUAUGUCUGACAUCUGGUCCUUUGUUAGAGACAAUGGUCUCCUCUGAUAGAACUAGAUUAUAUGUACACCAGAAAGUAAUACAUUAACUUUUGGUCCAGAUGUGUUUGAAACUUUUGCAAGUCUCUUCUAGGAAGAAAACCGACUAUGUGAUUGUAAAAAAUCAGUAUUUUAAGAAACUUGAUAAAUAAAUGUUCCUGUAUUUAAUUAACUUCUAUCUUAUAAAAUAUUUCUUACUGAUUUUUUUGCUAAAGUCUAACUGUUCCUAAAGACUUGGUGUUGUGGAGAAAGACUGAUUUCUUGGAGGAAGCUUCUUUUUAGUCUUUACUCUUGUAAUGUUUGCAUAAAAAUCAUUUAAAAUAAAUGUUGUUUCUUAAUAGAGA
This is a messenger RNA of Anas platyrhynchos (mallard), 2919 nucleotides long. RefSeq names its product kinesin family member 2C (gene KIF2C). Gene Ontology annotation, cellular component: microtubule. Gene Ontology annotation, biological process: microtubule depolymerization; microtubule-based movement. Lineage: Eukaryota; Metazoa; Chordata; Aves; Anseriformes; Anatidae. Gene Ontology annotation, molecular function: microtubule binding; microtubule motor activity; ATP binding. The record is from RefSeq and is a predicted model, not a curated record.